Molecule: messenger RNA, 1386 nt
Organism: Parnassius mnemosyne (clouded apollo)
Lineage: Eukaryota; Metazoa; Arthropoda; Insecta; Lepidoptera; Papilionidae
Source: the annotation of a GenBank genome assembly
AUGAGCGACGAAAAGCAACCACUACUUAUAGGACCAAGCAGUCCUCUGGACAAUACAGAAAUUCAAAACGUCGAGUUAGGGACAGGCCCAGUACUGUCACCUAAAGCUGAAAAGACGAAAAAUGAGUACCAUCCUGCUUCUGAAAGAUGCCUUGAACAUCCCACGUCUAACUUUGAUACUAUGAUACAUUUGCUUAAAGGAAAUAUUGGCACGGGCAUUUUGGCAAUGCCAGAUGCUUUUAAAAAUGCAGGGCUAUUUUUUGGUGUUUUUGGCACUUUAUUUAUGGGAGCUAUAUGUACACACUGCAUGCAUAUAUUAGUUCGAUGUUCUAAUGAGCUUUGCAUAAGAAAUGAAAGACCAGCAAUGAGUUUUGCAGAAGUUGUUGAAGAUGCUUUUGCUAUGGGACCAGUAUCACUACGAUCACAUGCUAAAAAGAUGAAGAAUAUUGUCAAUGUAUUUUUGGUAAUAACACAAUUGGGAUUUUGCUGUGUGUACUUUUUGUUUGUGGCUACUAACCUUCAAGAUACAAUGCAAUAUUUCCACGUAAAUCUCACUGUACACACUUACCUGGCUAUAUUAUUUCCUUGUAUUUUGGCAUUGGCAAUGGUGAAGAACUUAAAAUAUUUGACUCCAGUUUCUCUGAUUGCUUCCAUAAUGACUGCUUGGGGCCUAGUAAUAACAUUUUACUACAUACUUCAAAAUUUACCACAUACCAGUACAGUGAAAGCAUUUGCAGGUUGGCAUCAUUUACCUUUGUACUUUGGGACUGCUAUCUAUGCAUUUGAGGGCAUUGGAGUGGUUUUGCCCCUUGAAAAUAACAUGAAGACACCAGAAGAUUUUGGUGGUUGGACUGGCGUCCUCAAUACAGGAAUGGUCAUAGUAGCAGUACUGUAUACGGCCAUCGGAUUUUUUGGUUACUUGAAAUAUGGAGAUAAUGUUCAUGGCAGCAUCACUCUUAAUCUACCAGAUGAUUUAUUGGCGCAAAGUGUCCGUGCUGUAAUGGCAUUGUCCAUAUUUCUGUCAUAUGGCUUGCAAUUCUACGUGCCCAUGAACAUUGUUUGGCCAUACGUGAAAUCCAAAUUGACUUCAGACUACGCACUUAAACAUGGCGAAGCUGCUACCCGUUUUGUUUUGGUGUUUGUGACAUUUGUGGCGGCGGCGUUGAUUCCCAACUUGAGUGGUAUCAUUUCCCUCGUGGGAGCUUUUAGCAGUUCAGCUCUAGCGAUCAUUUUCCCACCAUUCAUCGAGAUCAUGACUUUCUGGCCGGACCGACUCUGCAAAGACGACUGGAUGUUAUGGAAAAAUAUCGCCAUUAUCCUAUUUGGCUUAACAGGUUUUGUGUUUGGUACUUACGCUAGUAUAGAAAAUAUUUUGCAACAUCCUUAA